AGUGGCCAUUCUAGUUACUUUCCUGGUGGCGCUUCUAGGCAUUGAAUCCUCCCCGUACGCAUCAAAACUCGCGUACCAACGUCUUGCGGGUUGUAGGCAACGUCUCAAGUUUUGCAACGGCUUUUCGCACAACGCUGCUCUCUCGCUAACUUGUGCCCACAAAUUCUACCGCCACCACAACGUUCCCUUCUCUCGCGAUUCAACGGCACAGGUCUUUCUCCUUCGAAAUAACCGCAUUCGUCCUCUUCCACACACACCAAACGAGCAAUUCCUUUUUUAAUAGUACUCAAAGACUGCAUGAUAAAGAGAGCUGAACUAUGGCGUCGUUAGGCAUUGAGGCGUGCAUCUCACAGGCAAUGACGGCGGACGGCACUGCACCGGCCGAGGUGAAGGACGAGCUGUGCUCCUACUCCCUUUUAACGAUUUGCACGGCGAUGAAGGAGUAUUUGUGCGACGUGGAGAAGGUGCAGCCAGCAAUGCGACUGUUGGCCUCCACCGCCGUUGAUCGGGAGGAUCUUAGCGAGACAGAUGUUCAACUCCUCUUCGCAUUUUUCUCAGAAAAGCUUUCGCAGUUGGAGAACCAGACGGCGGCUCUCAGUUGUCUGGCGCUGCUUAUUUCCAACAUUUGCACCCGCCACCGGUGCACCACGGCGUGGUUCAACACAGUCGCGCUUCCCUUCAUCCAGCAUGUACGAGUGCAGCAGCUGCCGUUGAACUGCCGCAAGCAGUGCUUCUGCAUAAUGACGUUUCUUUUCACCGAGGCGACGCUGCCCGCGUGCGGAAGCGACCCCCUCGGCGCUCUUCUUGAACUUUUGGAUGGGGAGAGCGACCCCGAACUGGUGCUGCAGACCUUCGACCUGCACGUAAUCAUCGCAACCCACGCUACCCAUGAGGCCUUCUCGCCUGUUCGUGACGAUUACUUUGAGAGCGUCUCCAGCUACUUCCCCGUGGUCUUCUCGCAGCCGCCAAACUGCAAAGUGACGAAGGCGGACUUGCGCAACCACUUAAAGCGGUGUCUCUGCCUCGCGGUGUACAGCGAGUGCUGCGUGCCUUUUAUGCUAGGCAAGCUGGCCUCACCAUCUAUCGCGGUCAAGGAGGACGUCAUCGAUGCGCUGCUCACGUGCUUUGACACCUACCAACAUGGCGUGAUGGCGCCUUUUUACUCGUCGCUGGUGGUGCACAUGAAGAAUGAGGUGGUGAAGCUGUCGUCCUUCUCUGACCGCGCAUCGAGUCCGACGCUAACUAAAUGCAUCUGCAUGUGCUGCGAGAUUCUGGGGCGAAUCAGCAAGGUUUUCGGGGCGAAGAACCAAGCGGAGGCGCUCCAAAUCUUCGGUCCUGUUUUGGAGGGUUUUUUAUCCGCCCUCUCCGCCGACACGUCCAUCAGCUCUGCGUACGCCACCAUGGUCUUCCACGUCCUCACAGGGUCGUGGAACUGCUGCAUCUUCGUCGCGGCCUACCUGUUCUCCAUGCUUUCCAUGUCACUCUCCGACGCGGAGCUGCCGGCUAACGCGUACAUAUUGUUUGCUGCCCUGGUGACGGGCAUGCUGGACGCGUUGGCGGCGUUUCCGAGCGAUGAUCACGUGGAGAGCAUGCGCGCCUGCAUCGAGCGGUCCACGCCGUCGGUCGCAGAGGCGGUGCGUCAGUGCACGUCGAAGUGGGGCCUGCCACCCUCCUCCCCCUCGUCGUUCAGCGAUAGUCUCGAUGAUUUCUCUGUUGUGUGCGGCUGUGAGUUUGUCGUGGCGGUGUUGAAGCUCUCCCUCCGACUGCGCCCGUGGCUGACCCCAGAUGUCGUCCGCGACGGCAUCGAUGCGCUGGUGUGGGCCGCCCUUUUUCGAUCCACCGAGGCGUCCGCGAAGGUGUGUAAGCUGCUGCGUGAAUUUGCAGAGCAGGACGGCAGGGGUGUGCGGGACGCCUUGGCCCGACUCCUGGCCGCCACUGAUGUCCCCGCCGAGACCGGCCUUGUGCUGGUGUGCGAGUUGGCGUGCUCCUGCACCGAUGCGCUGCUGCUCGCCUACGAGGAGGGCUUUCUGGCGUCGAGGUGCCCGUGGAUGAGUCCCAUCGCACCCGCCAAAAAGGCGCAGGCGUUGCAGAAGGCACUCGAUCACUUUGGCGACGCGUUGCAGGCGAGUGAGGCGGGGCGCAUGACGGCCAUCUUAACCCGCAGCGACGUGCCUCCCGACUACUUCCAGUGUGCGUGCUUCGUCGCACGAAAUCUGAGCGGCGCGGCGUGUGCACGUUUGGCAGCCGAUGACGUCACCAUGUCGCAGCUGGGCGUUGCGGCGGUGCUGGCCAGCCGUGUGGAGGUUCCAGACGCAGGGCCGCGGUGGUGCGCCGCACUCGCGCAACUCGUAAUGCUGACAAAGAGCGACGUUGCUGUCUGGCGCCGCGUGGGGAUGGAGGGGAUAACAGGGGCCGUCCUUCACGGUGUCGCCGGCGAUGUUCGCACGACGGUGAAGACGCUCCCCUCUGAGGCACGUCUGCUGGUGGAUGCUGCAGCGUUGUGGGGCGGUCUUCUCGCACACAACAGCAACAACGACGACGAAGGCAGCACCAGCUCGCGGCACACCGAACUCGUCUCGUCGUUCGCACUGGAAUACAUGCAGGGCGACGAUGUCACUGAUGGCGUUGGCGUUGACAGCGUCGUGGAGGCGUUCACCUACUUCCCGUUCUCCGCACAGCACAGCACGUCGCGACCUUCACUCUUGCACUUACUGCUCAAGACGGGUGCGGGUUCCUCGUGGCACUCGAGCACGACGUUCUGCACGGCCAUUCAAUGUCUGGUGGAAAGUGAGACGGACGAGCAGGUGCGUACGUGUCUUGCAGACCUCUUGGGUGUACUGAAUAGUCUCACGCAGAGCCGCGGCGCUGAGAAGGGCGCGCUUGCUCGAGCGUUGCUCUUCAGCAUUAAUUCGAAGUGCGGCGGCGACCCGUCCCUCGCCCGCUCCGUUCUCUUCUGCGACUCGACGAUGCGUGUGCUGCUUGAGGGUGUCUCCGACGCUGCGCUGGCGACGCGGCAACACAGCCUACAGCUUCUCACCUCUCUUGCCCGUGGUGCCGCUGCUGUGACGGGCGACUGCGCGCGGGAGGAGAAAGCAACUCUGGAUGGUGUGCGCGCUCGAGUCCUGGACACUGUCAAGCAGGCGUUGGGCGACCACAAGCGGAAGGUGCGCCAAGCAGCGGGCGCAUGCGGCCAUGAGUGGUACAAAGUGCGGUGA
Messenger RNA from Leptomonas pyrrhocoris, 3215 nucleotides. Its product is annotated as putative folate/biopterin transporter. NCBI's taxonomy places the organism in Eukaryota, Euglenozoa, Kinetoplastea, Trypanosomatida, Trypanosomatidae. The transcript has a single exon. Gene Ontology annotation, cellular component: cytosolic [4Fe-4S] assembly targeting complex. Gene Ontology annotation, biological process: iron-sulfur cluster assembly. The record is from RefSeq and is a predicted model, not a curated record. The coding region runs from base 318 to 3215 and encodes 965 amino acids.